UUUUCUUGGGGGCAAAAAUUAAUUAUUAACUAAUCAACUUGCAGUCUUCUUGUUUUAGUACAGUAAUAAUAAUAAUUCAUUUUAUAUUUUGUGCUGCUAUCUCGUUCUUCUGUGACUCCGAGUCUUCUGUCUCUGUCGCUGCGGGUCUAUAUUCAACCAAAAGAAGCAACAGCGGCGAGAAGAAGAGGCAGAAUUCAGAUACGGGUAAUUGAAAGCUGAAAUAUAAUGAAAGGGGAAGAGAGAUAGCGAGGCGGUGUGGAAGAGAUUCUGAAACUGUGGUGUUUGUGUGUGCACGCACGUGUAGUCCAGGAAAGGAAAAGGGAAAGAGAGCAGAAUAGGCGUUGAUAGACCGUGGAAUCUUAUGGAAUCGCACGCAGAAUUUGUGAUUUUAGGGUCAGGGGUUUUUGCUUUCAGUCUUUUCUUGAGAGACUAAUUCCCCCUUUCUGCCCAUCACUCUUUUGCGUGCUUCGUACGGUCUAUCUACCCUCCACUCUGCUUAAACUUGUAUACUCCUUGAUCCUUGCUGUAGCUCUCACCCCGAAAGGCUUCGUCCUUUCUAUUGGCAAUCGCUUUGCCUUUCUCUAUCCCUUUUUUUCCCUUUUAUUUUUCUGUUUUAUUUACUUCUCUUGUUUGUUGUUAGUCAAUUCAACCGAGUAAUUUAAAGAAAUGGAGGAUGGGGGUAUUAGGGUUUCAGGGGCAAUUGAGGAUGACCCAGAAGUUACUCGCUCCUCUCCCUCCUAUUGGCUGGACGCUUGUGAGGACAUUUCCUGCGAUCUCAUUCACUUCGAUGAGGGGUCCCUAGUCUCGGAACAGGUCGAUAACAAUUUGAUACAGGAUGGACUGGUUAACGAUUUCUUCGGCGGCAUUGAUAGCAUUCUUGACAGUAUCAAGAACGGAAGUGGCCUCCCUUUGGCCACUGAGGCUGGAACUGGAAACCAAGACGGUGCGUUGGUACUGCAAGCUGAAAUCUUUGAUCAGAAAGAUAAUUUUGUGAAGAAUGGGUUGGCUGGUGAAAAACACGGUCGUGCUGUUGAAGCGUGCGAGCGUUCAGAAGCUGAAAGUAAUGGGUAUAAAGUAUCUAAUGGCAAUGAAGAAGGGAGAACUUUGGGUGAUUCUAAGGAAAAUGGAGGUGGCGAUCUAUCUAGGGAGCAUCAUGUGGAUGGUGAAGAAAGAUUUGGCAAGAGGGCUCGGCUUGGCAGUUACAAGAGUGAGAGGCUUUAUCCUGGCAGAGGGAAUUACCACCCCAAGGAAAGGGAGAGGUGUCCUAAUAGAAAGAGGCCCCGGGAAUGGGAUGAGGUUGAUAGGAAGGAAAAAGAUAGUGUCAGGAGAAGAGAAAAUUUUAAUGGUUGUGGUAGGAGAGAUGUUAGAGACAGGGAUUGGAGGGAUAGAGAAAGGGGUUACUGGGAGAGGGACAAGUCAGGUUCCAAUGACAUGGUCUUUCGCUUAGGCACUUGGGAAGCUGAUCGAAAUCGAGAACUUAAGGUCGCUAAUGACACUAAACAGGAAUUCAAUGGAAAGAUUGAGACGAAAACUGAGGAGCCAAAGGAGAGAGUUCCUGAGGAACAAGCUAGAAAGUACCAGUUGGAUGUUCUUGAGCAGGCAAAGCAGAGAAAUACUAUAGCUUUUCUUGAAACUGGGGCAGGAAAGACCCUCAUUGCUGUUCUUCUCAUUAAAAGUAUUCAUGAGAGCUUACAAAAGCAGAAUAGAAAAAUGCUUGCAGUAUUUUUGGUUCCCAAAGUACCACUUGUUUAUCAGCAAGCAGAAGUAAUUCGAGAACGAACUGGCUACCAAGUGGGUCACUACUGUGGAGAAAUGGGACAGGACUUCUGGGAUGCUCGAAGGUGGCAACGUGAAUUUGAAACGAAGCAGGUUCUAGUCAUGACAGCUCAAAUUCUUUUGAACAUUCUGAGGCACAGCAUUAUAAAAAUGGAAACAAUCAAUCUCCUGAUUCUGGAUGAAUGCCAUCAUGCUGUGAAGAAACAUCCUUAUUCACUGGUGAUGUCUGAGUUCUAUCAUACAACACCUAAAGAGAAGAGACCAACUGUAUUUGGAAUGACUGCUUCUCCUGUUAACUUGAAAGGUGUAUCCAGCCAAGUGGAUUGUGCAAUAAAAAUUCGAAAUCUUGAAAGUAAGCUAGAUUCUGUAGUUUGUACUAUUAAAGACCGUAAGGAGCUGGAGAAGCAUGUACCAAUGCCUUCUGAAGUUGUGGUGGAGUAUGACAAAGCAGCCAGUUUGUGUUACCUUCAUGAGCAGAUAAAGCAAAUGGAAGUUGAAGUUGAAGAAGCUGCAAAGUCAAGUUCAAGAAGAAGUAAAUGGCAGUUUAUGGGAGCUAGAGAUGCAGGAGCCAAAGAAGAGCUCCGUCAAGUAUAUGGUGUUUCUGAAAGAACAGAAAGUGAUGGAGCUGCAAACCUGAUUCAGAAAUUGAGAGCUAUCAAUUAUGCACUUGGCGAACUGGGUCAGUGGUGUGCUUAUAAGGUUGCACAUUCUUUUCUCUCAGCUUUGCAAAAUGAUGAGAGGGCAAACUACCAACUUGAUGUCAAGUUUCAGGAGUCCUAUCUGAAUAAAGUGGUGUCUCUUCUACAAUGUCAAUUGUCAGAGGGUGCAGCGUCUGACAAGAAUGCUGGAGUUUCUGACUCAGAAAGUGGUAUGGCACAGGGUGGUUCUGAACCUGAUGAGAUUGAGGAAGGGGAGCUUCCAGACAGUCAUGUUGUCUCUGGAGGGGAGCAUGUGGAUGUCAUUAUUGGAGCUGCUGUGGCGGAUGGCAAAGUGACCCCUAAGGUUCAGGCUCUGAUCAAAAUACUUCUCCAGUAUCAGCAUACAGAAGACUUUCGCAUCAUAUUUGUUGAGCGUGUUGUGUCUGCUUUAGUUCUACCCAAGGUAUUUGCAGAGCUUCCAUCUCUGAGUUUUGUUAGGUGUGCGAGCUUGAUUGGACACAACAAUAGUCAGGAAAUGAGGACCUCACAAAUGCAGGAUACAAUUGCUAGGUUUCGUGAUGGACGAAUUACAUUGUUAGUUGCCACUAGUGUUGCUGAAGAAGGACUUGAUAUACGGCAAUGCAAUGUUGUCAUUCGCUUUGACCUUGCAAAGACUGUUUUAGCAUACAUUCAAUCUAGAGGUCGUGCGAGAAAGCCUGGGUCUGAUUAUAUCUUGAUGGUUGAGAGGGGAAACUUGUCUCAUGAAGCAUUUCUAAAGAAUGCGAGGGAUAGUGAGGAGACGUUGCGGAGAGAAGCAAUAGAGAGAACAGACCUAAGUCAUCUUGCGGACACUUCAAGGUUGAUUUCAGUAGAUACAAGACCAGGAACUGUUUACCAGGUGGAGUCAACCGGUGCAGUUGUGAGCUUAAAUUCCGCUGUUGGUCUUAUUCACUUCUACUGCUCGCAAUUACCUAGUGACAGAUAUUCAAUUCUUCGUCCUGAGUUUAUUAUGGAGAAGCAUGAAAAACCGGGAGGUCCCACUGAAUAUUCUUGCAAGCUUCAAUUGCCAUGUAAUGCACCAUUUGAAAAUCUUGAUGGCCCUAUAUGCAGCUCAAUGCGCCUUGCUCAACAGGCUGUUUGUCUAGCUGCUUGCAAGAAGCUGCACGAGAUGGGAGCAUUCACUGAUAUGCUAUUGCCAGACAAAGGAAGUGGAGAAGAAAGGGAAAAGGCUGAGCAAAAUGAUGAAGGAGAUCCACUUCCAGGGACUGCUAGACAUAGAGAGUUUUAUCCUGAAGGUGUGGCAGACAUACUAAAGGGAGAAUGGAUCUUAUCUGGAAAAGAUACUUGCAGGAAUUCCGCAUUGCUUCAUCUUUAUAUGUAUGCUGUUAAGAGUGAAAACAUAGGCCAUUCAAAGGAUCCGUUCUUGACUCAAGUUUCGGAUUUUGCAGUACUUUUUGGCAGUGAGCUGGAUGCAGAGGUGUUAUCGAUGUCGAUGGAUCUAUUUAUCGCACGGACCAUGACUACAAAGGCAUCCCUUGUCUUUAGAGGGUCAAUAGACAUUACCGAGAGUCAGCUGGCAUCCUUGAAAAGUUUUCAUGUAAGAUUAAUGAGCAUUGUCCUGGAUGUGGAUGUUGAACCUUCCACUACUCCUUGGGAUUCUGCAAAAGCAUAUUUGUUUGUUCCAAUGGUUAGCGAUAAGUUUGUAGAUCCUAUGAACCAAAUUGACUGGCAUCUGGUUGAGACAGUGACUGAAACAGAUGCAUGGAAAAAUCCACUUCAGAAGGCUCGACCAGAUGUUUAUCUUGGCACAAAUGAGAGAACUUUAGGUGGAGAUAGAAGGGAAUAUGGAUUCGGGAAAUUGCGUCAUGGCAUGGCUUUUGGGCAAAAAUCACACCCAACCUAUGGAAUCAGAGGAGCUGUUGCACAGUUUGAUGUAGUAAAAGCUUCAGGAUUGGUUCCUAAUAGACAAGCCACGCAAAUGCAAAAGCAUGGUAAUAAGACUGCUCAAGGGAAAUUGAUGAUGGCAGAUACCUGUGCUAAUGCAGAGGAUCUGGUAGGGAGGAUAGUUACAGCUGCUCACUCGGGAAAGAGGUUUUAUGUUGAUUCAAUCCGCUAUGAUAUGACCGCAGAGAACUCUUUUCCUAGGAAAGAAGGCUAUCUUGGUCCUCUGGAGUACAGCUCAUAUGCUGACUACUACAAACAAAAGUAUGGUGUUGAUUUAAUUUACAAGCAGCAACCUCUUAUAAGAGGACGGGGUGUAUCAUACUGCAAGAAUCUUUUGUCCCCUCGAUUUGAGCACAGUGAAACACAUGAAGUUGAAUCUGAAGAGGCUCAUGACAAAACUUAUUAUGUCUUCCUUCCUCCUGAGCUAUGCCUUCUACACCCCCUGCCUGGAUCACUCGUUCGUGGGGCCCAGAGGCUGCCUUCAAUAAUGAGGAGGGUUGAAAGUAUGCUUCUGGCAAUUCAACUCAAGAACAUGAUAAAUUAUCCAGUCCAGUCUUCCAAGAUAUUGGAGGCCUUGACUGCUGCCUCCUGCCAGGAGACAUUCUGCUAUGAAAGGGCUGAGCUUCUAGGAGACGCAUAUCUCAAAUGGGUUGUUAGUAGAUUUCUUUUCCUAAAAUACCCACAGAAACAUGAAGGCCAGCUUACUAGGAUGAGGCAACAAAUGGUCAGUAACAUGAUAUUAUAUCAGUAUGCAUUGAGUAAAGGACUUCAAUCAUAUAUCCAAGCAGAUCGCUUUGCUCCAUCCAGAUGGGCUGCUCCAGGGGUGCUGCCUGUCUUUGAUGAGGAUACCAGGGAUGGAGAGUCAUCUUUAUUUGAUCAAGAGGGAUUGACUUCAAAGACGGAGAAGAUGAGUCAACUUUCUGAUGGAUUUGAGGAUGAUGAAAUGGAAGAUGGUGAGCUUGAGAGCGAUUCAAGUUCUUACAGAGUUCUAUCCAGCAAGACACUUGCAGAUGUUGUAGAAGCUCUGAUUGGGGUGUAUUAUGUUGAAGGUGGGAAAAAUGCUGCGAAUCAUCUUAUGAAAUGGAUUGGCAUUCAGAUAGAGUUUGAUCCUGACAAGAUGGAGUGUACGAGGAAACCAAAUACUGUUCCUGAGAGCAUACUUAGGAGUGUUGACUUUGAUGCUUUGGAAGGUGGUUUGAAUAUCGUGUUUAGAGACAAGGGGCUUCUUGUAGAAGCAAUAACUCAUGCAUCAAGACCAUCUUCUGGAGUAUCCUGUUAUCAGCGGUUGGAGUUUGUUGGUGAUGCUGUCUUGGAUCAUCUCAUUACUAGGCACUUGUUUUUCACUUACACAGAUUUGCCACCAGGACGUCUGACUGACCUUCGAGCUGCUGCUGUAAACAAUGAAAACUUUGCACGUGUUGCGGUUAAACACAAUCUUCAUGUCCAUCUUCGACAUGGGUCUAGUGCCCUAGAAAAACAGAUUACGGAAUUUGUAAAGGAAGUUCAAGAAGAAUUGUCAAAGCCAGGGUUUAACUCCUUUGGCUUGGGAGACUGCAAAGCACCCAAGGUCCUUGGUGACAUUGUUGAAUCUAUUGCUGGUGCCAUUUUUCUUGACAGCAGACGAGAUACUUCUGUUGUUUGGAAGGUUUUUCAGCCUCUUUUGCAUCCUAUGGUGACCCCUGAGACUCUGCCUAUGCAUCCUGUGCGGGAGCUACAAGAACGAUGCCAGCAGCAGGCAGAAGGCUUAGAAUAUAGAGCCUGUCGAAUUGGAAAUUUGGCUACUGUUGAAGUGUUCAUCGAUGGUGUGCAAGUUGGGGCUGCUCAAAAUCCUCAAAAGAAAAUGGCCCAGAAAUUAGCUGCCAGAAAUGCCCUUGCAGCUUUGAAAGAGAAGGAGGUAGCAAAAACUAAGGAAAAGGAUAAUGAAAAUGGUAAGAAGAAGAAUGGAAACCAGACAUUCACCAGACAAACAUUAAAUGACAUUUGUUUGCGGAGAAAUUGGCCUAUGCCAUUCUACCGGUGUGUGAAUGAGGGUGGUCCAGCACAUGCAAAGAGGUUUACAUUUGCAGUUCGUGUCAAUACUACUGAUAGAGGAUGGACAGAUGAAUGUGUUGGAGAGCCAAUGCCAAGUGUGAAGAAAGCGAAGGAUUCUGCUGCUGUUCUUCUCUUAGAAUUGCUAAAUAAAUUGUACUCAUAAAUGAUACAUUGAUUGUCAUCUGCAAACUACUUCCUUAGAACAUCAACCCUGUACCUUAGGCACUGAGCCUAAAAUUGUAGCCUUAUUCAAAUCCAAAUAUACCAAAUAAGUAUUACAGUUGAACUUGAGCAUUGAGUAAAUAGAAAUGACCAAAAGAUGUGCUUAUUAACCAA
This is a messenger RNA of Prosopis cineraria, 6725 nucleotides long. RefSeq names its product endoribonuclease Dicer homolog 1. Gene Ontology annotation, molecular function: DNA binding; ribonuclease III activity; ATP binding. The record is from RefSeq and is a predicted model, not a curated record. NCBI's taxonomy places the organism in Eukaryota, Viridiplantae, Streptophyta, Magnoliopsida, Fabales, Fabaceae. Gene Ontology annotation, biological process: siRNA processing. Gene Ontology annotation, cellular component: cytoplasm; nucleus.